Messenger RNA from Gigantopelta aegis, 1760 nucleotides. Its product is annotated as heterogeneous nuclear ribonucleoprotein A2 homolog 1-like. The transcript is spliced from 9 exons. Gene Ontology annotation, molecular function: RNA binding. Lineage: Eukaryota; Metazoa; Mollusca; Gastropoda; Neomphalida; Peltospiridae. The record is from RefSeq and is a predicted model, not a curated record. Gene Ontology annotation, cellular component: cytoplasm. Bases 16 to 1131 code for a protein of 371 amino acids.
GAAACUUUAACAGCUAUGGGUGACUUCGGCUAUGGUGGCGGCAGUUAUGGAGGAGGUAGUGGUGGUUAUGGGGGUGGGGGAUACGGAGGUGGAUAUAGUGGCGGGGGUGGUUUUGGAGGAGGUGGAUUUGGCGGCGGUGGUUUUGGAGGUGGGGGAGGAGGUAGAGGCGGUGGGAGAGGUAGAGGCGGUGGGAGAGGUGGUGGGGGUGGGCGUCGCGACACCAGAGAGUUGGAUCCAGAACACGAACAAUUCAGGAAACUGUUUGUGGGGGGACUGAGCUACGAGACGUCGGACGACAGUUUGAAACAGCAUUUUGAACAGUGGGGAGAAGUUGUCGACUGUGUCGUGAUGAAGGACCCAGCCACAAAAAGGUCUCGAGGCUUCGGUUUUAUCACAUACAAAGCAGCUGCAGAGCUAGAUGAAGCUCAAAAUAACCGACCACACACAAUAGACGGACGGGAAGUGGAGACAAAGAGGGCCAUGCCUAGAGAAGAGUCUGGUGGAUCCCAGUCUCAGCAGUCAGUCACAAAGAUGUUCCUUGGUGGAAUCAAGAGUGACACGACGGAAGACCAAAUCAAAGAAGCAUUUGAGCCUUACGGCGUCAUUCAGAACAUCGACCUCAUCAAGGACAAGACAACCGGAGACCUGCGUGGGUUCGGCUUCAUCACGUUCGAAGAUUAUGACUCAGUUGAUAAAGCUGUGUUAAAGAAGUUCCAUGAAGUGAAUGGGAGAAAACUGGAAGUGAAAAAAGCUCAAUCAAAAGAUUCUGAAGGCGGCGGUGGGGGAGGCCGCGGUGGACGUGGGGGAGGACGAGGAUCAUCACGAGGGGGUGGAUUUGGUGGUGGAGGAUUUGGUGCUGGAGGUGGUGGAUUUGGAGGAGGUGGGAGUGGAUAUGGCAACCAGGGUGGCUGGAAUCAAGGCACUGGAGGCGGUGGAUACGGCAACUCGUAUGGGGGAGGAAACUGGGGUGGUGGACAGGCAAACUUUGGUUCAAACUACGGAAACAGUUACGGGGGUGGAGCAAUGAAAGCAGGCGGCGGCUUUUCACAGCGGGGCCAAGGACCGUAUGGAGGAGGAUAUGGAGGCGGAGGAGGUGGGGGGUAUGGUGGAGGCGGCUACGGAGGUCGAUGAGUUUCAAACAGUUGGUUUUCCAGGUAGGCUCAGUGAGAGAACAAACCCAAGGAAGAUUGAUUAAGCAGGCAGGCCACAUUAGACAACACAAACCAGGACCUUAAUUUAUCCAGCUUACCCUCGCUAAGUCUUAACUUAUAGGCUAGACUAAGGCCAAAUCAAAAACAAAACAAGAUGUUGAUAGAGCCAGGAUAUAGAUGGACUCCUAUGUGGAUAUCUAAUGCAAAUUAAACAAAAUCUCCAGUUUAAUAAGGUUUCAAAACUGUGAUGUAUGUUUAGUUUCUUCCAAUGGAUCAGAACCUGAUUAGUGAAAAAGAUUAUUCUAACUAGUUGCUCAUAGUUAGAUAACGCUAACCAUGGGCUAUUAGUGAUAUCGUCCAGCUUGUGAUAGAACAGUGUUUCAGGAAGGGGUAGGUACACUCAUGAACCUGUCUGGAAAAUCGUCAUUUACAAUUCAGAGGUAUAAACUAUUUUGAACUGAAAAAAAAUCAUCCCGAUCAUCAUUGUGAAUAGUGUCGUCAGUUUUGUGUGAACAUUACAAAAUUCGUUCAGUCAAUCGAUGUGUUUUUAUAUAAUCAUUUCCACUGUAUGUGUCUCCCAUCUCAUGAAAAUAAAACGUAUCAAAACUG